AUGCUCUCAUCAGACAUCAACCACGGAGAGGUGCGAAGGCAGUGCUCCUUUCCCUUCCUUCCUUUCCUUUUCUCCUUUCCUCCUCUCCGAACGAAGGAGCAACAGUGUUUGAAUACUACACUGUUUUCAAAAGCGGAGCUUUAUGUGAACAACAAAGAAUGCAUAACUGUUUCAGCCGAGGCCAACAUAACGGAAGUGGCAUUAGGACUCAGGCAUCUCGUCAACCAACAUAGUAUUCAAUGGUGUGAAAUCGAUGGAUGCCGGGAUAUUGCAAUGGAUGCCGUGAACAAAGUCAAGAGAGAGCAAGAUCGAAAGAAUGACUGCAUGCGACGAAUUGAAGAGAUUACGCAUGCACCGCAACCACGAACACGAGGAGCGCCUCAGUGCCUAGCCGUAACACUUGUACGUCAUUGCGAAGUAUACUAUGUAGUUUGGCACCAGACAGAGGAUUGCCGAUGCAAGGCAUACAUGGAAGUCAGCCACCUGAACGCCGCACAAAACGAAAGGCAGUUCUGA
Molecule: messenger RNA, 516 nt
Organism: Haemonchus placei
Lineage: Eukaryota; Metazoa; Nematoda; Chromadorea; Rhabditida; Trichostrongylidae
Source: the annotation of a GenBank genome assembly